This is a messenger RNA of Colias croceus (clouded yellow), 2043 nucleotides long. It is a transcript of the gene Bili, whose product is annotated as FERM domain-containing protein 8. The coding region runs from base 68 to 1882 and encodes 604 amino acids. Gene Ontology annotation, cellular component: cytoskeleton; plasma membrane. NCBI's taxonomy places the organism in Eukaryota, Metazoa, Arthropoda, Insecta, Lepidoptera, Pieridae. The transcript has 11 exons. Gene Ontology annotation, biological process: negative regulation of canonical Wnt signaling pathway. The record is from RefSeq and is a predicted model, not a curated record.
UUCGCUAUCGCAGUAUGUUUUGUUAUAGAACUUAAUUUCAAUGGAAAUUUACUAGACAAAAAUAUAAAUGGAACACCAAUCAGAUAUGGGGGCUUACGGAGAAAGCCCUAAUGUACAAAAUAGUGGUAAUUAUAUUACAAUUAUUCCAGUCGAUUACUCUCGACGUGGAUAUCCCAUUCAAGCCGAAUAUCAGUACAAUUUCAAAAUUUCCAGCGAAUUCCGAUCACGGGAGGAAUACUAUUCAGUGCAAAGUCAGAAACUACAAGCAGAAGUAAAUGCCCACUUAUACUCAGUCUCCCAGAGGUUACCCCACUUAUCCUAUAGUCCUUUAGGCCGGCAUAAUGAGUGGGACAAACAUGAUAACCAUAAGCCACUUCCCGAUUCGAAGGAGAGCAAUAGUUCUGACUCACUGGAGAAAAGUGUUAUGGGAUCAAACCUAAGUAGUUGUUCAAAUCAAACAGGAUCAAGUAGCAUAGCUGCUGGGUCCUUUAGUACCACAGAACCCAUCACAAGUGGGGGCAGUUCAUCUAGUGCGAUAUCACCACCACUACCAGGAUCAUCAGGUAGUACUGCAUCAUCGUCGACGGGUACCUCAAACCCAGUAACAUGCGUGUAUCUAAUGUCACGAGUGGCUGUAAUGGUGGAGAUGAGUUCAGAAGAAGUGCCAUCUUGUGUGACAACAGCUAGGUUUCUCAGCGCUGUACUUUCCGCUGAGGAGUUGGGGUUAAAUACACCCAGUGUAAGGAAUCUCGCUGCUAAUGUGUUCGCGUUGUGGAUGUGCAGUCCUUUGUUAGAAAUCCAAUUAAAGCCCCACCAUUGCCCUUGGAAGAUAUGGGCUGGUUGGCAGAAGUUGGUCCAACGGUACGGCCACGCGUCUGAGUCCCGGCGAUCUAGAGACCAACCAGCACUGAGGCUGCAGAGGAAUGUGUUCUUUCCGAAGCAUUUGGAAGAGGGAAUAAAGGAUUCCCGUAUCCAAGAGUUGUUAUACGAAGAAGCCCGUCAUAACGUGGUCACAGGGCGGUAUCCCUUAGAGAGCGCACAGGCCCUGAUGCUGGGCGGUCUUCAAGCGCGCAUACAACUUGGACCCUAUGACCCACAUCGACAUACCGCUAAGUUCUUUAGGGAAAACCAAGACAAAUAUCUACCGAAACACGCGCGGUCCGGUCGUUGGGCGCGUCUAUUGCCCGCCGGUCGUAAGGGAAGUCCAGAAGCCAAGUUGUUGGAACAGGCUCAACGACCACCAGCAGCUCCGCCACGGAAACUGAGGCAUAAAUACUUGGCACAUACUAGAACACUGCCUACGUAUGGCGCUGCAUUCUUCCAAGGUCAAAUAGAACAGCCAGUACGAAGUCUAACCAGCUUAUUAACCCACGAAGAUAUACCAGUUCUGGUCGCUGUUAAUUCCAAUGGAGUUUAUGUUAUUGACGACACUGAAAGUACGGUAUUACUGGGUCUGCUAUAUGAGGAGCUAUCCUGGGAUAUCGGUCUACCAUCAGACGACAAUGAAGACUGUCUCCCAUGCUUGUUCCUGCAGUUCAUGGUGGUGGAAAAUGGUCUGCGGGUAUCUAAGAUAUUACAGGUGUUCUCAAAACAAGCGGUAAUGAUGGACACACUUAUAGAGCAUUUCGCGGGAGAAUACAGAAAGCGACUGGGUCAAGAGACACCCAGUGAUCACGCUAAUUAUGACUAUCAUUCUGACUCAGGCAGCAUAUCCCUACCCCCCCUCUCCCGCCCGGACUCCCCCCAACGUCGUCUAGCGAACAAACUCUCCCGACUAGCGCUCGCAACGCACGACGGGCGCGGCAACCUGCUGGGGGGCGCGGGCGACUGGUCCACGGGGAUACACCACCCCCAGCCAUCUUGGAUCCUACCCAAACAUUAAAUUAUUUGAGACGAACGUUGUUUUAUUUACUAUUUUCCGAAAUGUUGAUACAAACAGAGCAAAAUAAAAAAAAUAAAAAUCACAGAUUAAAUAGAUACUACAUAUAAAAUGGCUCAACAUCUAGCGAAUAAACUCUCGACUCGCGCUCGCAACGCACGACG